Molecule: messenger RNA, 2534 nt
Organism: Gracilinanus agilis (Agile Gracile Mouse Opossum)
Lineage: Eukaryota; Metazoa; Chordata; Mammalia; Didelphimorphia; Didelphidae
Gene: AUTS2
Product: activator of transcription and developmental regulator AUTS2
Exons: 12
Coding region: 1-2433 (810 amino acids)
Source: RefSeq, a predicted model, not a curated record
AUGUUUGCCCCGCCCACGGCUUUGCCUCCUCCUCCGCCAUUGACAUCAGGGACUCUACAGGUUCCUGGACACCCUGGAGGAAGCACUUACUCAGAACAAGACCUCCUGCGUCAGGAAUUGAACACGCGCUUUUUGGCCUCACAGAGUGCUGACCGCGGGGCAUCCCUUGGCCCUCCACCCUACCUGAGGACUGAGUUUCAUCAGCAUCAACACCAGCACCAACACACACACCAACACACGCACCAGCACACCUUCACGCCCUUCCCACACGCCAUCCCACCCACAGCCAUCAUGCCGACGCCAGCACCGCCCAUGGUGCGUACCCCAGGCAGAAAUUUUGACAAAUAUCCUACAAAAGUUGACCCCUUCUACCGUCACAGUCUGUUUCAUUCAUAUCCUCCUGCUGUCUCGGGCAUUCCCCCUAUGAUCCCGCCUACUGGUCCCUUUGGAUCCCUGCAAGGAGCAUUUCAGCCUAAGACGUCCAAUCCUAUCGAUGUUGCUGCUCGACCUGGGACAGUCCCCCACACUCUACUACAGAAAGACCCACGGUUGACAGAUCCGUUCAGGCCAAUGUUAAGGAAACCAGGGAAAUGGUGCGCCAUGCACGUUCACAUUGCUUGGCAGAUUUACCACCAUCAACAGAAAGUCAAGAAACAGAUGCAGUCAGACCCACAUAAACUGGACUUUGGAUUGAAACCUGAAUUCCUGAGCCGCCCACCAGGUCCCAGCCUCUUCGGCGCCAUCCACCAUCCCCAUGACCUGGCACGACCAUCCACUUUGUUCUCUGCUGCUGGUGCUGCACAUCCAGCCGGGACCCCUUUUGGGCCCCCACCCCAUCACAGCAACUUCCUCAACCCGGCUGCUCACUUAGAGCCUUUCAACAGGCCAACCACAUUCUCUGGGCUCGCAGCAGUGGGUGGCAAUGCCUUCGGGGGACUUGGAAACCCAUCAGUUACACCCAACUCAAUGUUCGGCCACAAGGAUGGCCCCAGUGUGCAGACCUUUAGCAACCCUCACGAACCCUGGAACCGGCUCCACCGAACGCCUCCAUCGUUCCCGACCCCUCCGCCCUGGCUGAAGCCGGGGGAGCUGGAGCGCAGCUCGUCCGCAGUAGCUCAUGACAGAGAUAGAGAUGUAGAUAAACGAGACUCAUCCAUUAGUAAAGAUGGCAAAGAAAGGGAGGGCAUCGAGAAGCGACACUCCAGCCAUCCUUCACCAGCACCUGUCCUCCCAGUGAACUCCCUGGGACACCCCCGCAGCUCCGCUGAGCAGAUAAGGAGUCAUUUGAACACCGAGGUUCGCGAGAAAGACAAACCCAAAGAGCGAGAGAGGGACCACUCCGAAUCCCGGAAAGACCCGAAUUCCGACGAGCACCCGGCCAAGGACAGCCACCUUCCCGAGAAGGAGCCCCACGGGCACGAGAGCAGAGCCGCGGCGGACGAGUCCAAGCAGAUGUCCAGGGUCCCGUCUCCGUACGCCCGCGCCCCCGUGGUGGACAGCGGCCGGCCCAACAGCACCUCCAGCCGAGAGGCCGACAGGAAGGGCGAGCCGGCCUACGAGAACCCGAAGAAGAGCGGCCCGGAGGUCAAGGUGAAGGAGGAGCGGAAGGAGGAGCACGAUGGGCCUCCGGAGGGGCCUCCGCCGCCGCGGGCCUCCGAGCCUCCGCCGCCGCCCAUCUCCACGACGGCCAGCGUGCACCCCGGCCCCCUGGCCUCCAUGCCCGUGAGCGUGGGCGUGAGCGGCCUCCACCCCAUGAACAGCAUCGGCGGCCUGGACAGGACUCGAAUGAUGACGCCCUUCAUGGGGAUCAGCCCCAUCCCGGGAGGAGAGCGCUUCCCCUACCCCUCCUUCCACUGGGACCCCCUCCGGGACCCGCUGAGGGACCCCUACCGAGAGCUGGACAUCCACCGGAGAGACCCCCUGGGCAGGGACUUCCUGCUGCGGAACGACCCCCUCCACCGGCUCUCGGCGCCGCGGCUCUACGACGCCGACCGCUCGUUCCGGGACCGGGAGCCGCACGACUACAACCACCACCACCACCACCACCACCACCCCCUCUCGGUGGACCCCCGGCGGGAGCACGACAGGGCCGGCCACCUGGACGAGCGCGAGCGCCUGCACAUGCUCCGCGAAGACUACGAGCACGCCCGCCUGCACUCCGUCCACCCCGGGCCCCUGGACGGCCACCUCCCCCACCCCGGCCUCCUCACGCCCGGCCUGCCCAGCAUGCACUACCCCCGGAUCAGCCCCACCGCCGGACACCAGAACGGACUCCUGAACAAGACGCCCCCCACGGCGGCCCUGAGCGCGCCGCCGCCGCUCAUCUCCACGCUGGGGGGCCGCCCGGUGUCCCCGCGCAGGACUACCCCUCUGUCCGCAGAGAUGAGGGAGCGGCCGCCCUCCCACACGCUCAAGGACAUCGAGGCCCGGUAAGGAGCGCCGCAGAGCGGGUCCGGCCCCGGACGGACCGAGGGACGGACCGAGAGACGGACGGGCGCGCCGACAACUCCGACAUCGCGAACACGGACUGUGGA